Molecule: messenger RNA, 1420 nt
Organism: Seriola aureovittata
Lineage: Eukaryota; Metazoa; Chordata; Actinopteri; Carangiformes; Carangidae
Gene: ech1
Product: enoyl CoA hydratase 1, peroxisomal
Exons: 10
Coding region: 327-1259 (310 amino acids)
Cellular component (GO): mitochondrion
Molecular function (GO): delta(3,5)-delta(2,4)-dienoyl-CoA isomerase activity
Source: RefSeq, a predicted model, not a curated record
UGAGCAUGCGCAUGAGACUGAGCUAAGCCAGUUAUCAAAGAGUAACACAAACCUUUGGCUGCAACUUUAAGAAGCUGCAACCUGCAACUAAACUGUUGCUCUGUACAUCGGUCCUGUGUUUCUGCUUCUGUACAUUUGCUGGCCACCAGCGAACUUUACAGACAGUAGGUAAGACACUUGUUUAAGAGCAGUUAGCAUCAGUUAGCUCUAGGCUAAUGUUAAUUAGUAGGGCAGCAGGCUAAGUGAAUCAGUUCUCCCUGUUUGCUGCAGUUUUAUUGAUCAGUAAAGACUCUGGACUCUGAGAUCUGCGAACCUGCGAACUUGCGAUGUUGUCAGUCAUUGUCAGGUCAACUCUCACCAAAUACAGGGGUUUGUGGGUGCCCAGUCAGUCUGUGGUCAGAGCCAUGUCGUCUUCAGCUGCUCCCACCUCUCCUUACACCACCCUGGCCAUCAGCCACCCGGCAGAGUCUGUCACACAUGUGGAGCUUCACCGGCCUGAGAAACGCAAUGCCAUGAACAAAGCCUUCUGGAGUGAGAUGGUGGAUUGCUUUAAUGAAAUAGCCGGAGACCCGGACUGCAGAGUGGUGGUGGUUUCUGGAGCAGGGAAGAUCUUCACAGCUGGUAUUGACCUGAUGGACAUGGCCAGCGACGUACUCCAGCCACAGGGCGACGACACGGCCAGAGUUUCCUGGAACCUCAGACAAAAGAUCGCCAAGUAUCAAGAGACAUUCUCCGUCAUAGAGAAGUGUCCAAAGCCUGUUGUGGUGGCCGUCCACGGAGCCUGUGUCGGAGGAGGUGUUGACUUGAUCACAGCCUGUGACAUCCGCCUGUGUACCCAGGACGCCUGGUUCCAGGUCAAGGAAGUUGAUAUCGGGCUUGCAGCAGACGUUGGGACUCUCCAGAGACUUCCUAAAGUCAUUGGUAGCAGCAGCCUGGUGAACGACUUGGCUUUGACCGCCAGGAAGAUGUAUGCAGAUGAAGCCAAGAGCAGCGGCCUGGUCAGCCGAGUGUUUGCAGAUAAGGAGGCCAUGAUGGCCGGAGCUCUGGAGAUGGCCGAUGAGAUUGCUGCUCGCAGUCCUAUAGCUGUGCAGGGCACCAAAAUCAACCUCAUCUACGCCAGAGACCACAGUGUGGCAGAGGGACUGGACUACAUGGCCACGUGGAACAUGAGCAUGCUUCAGACUCAAGAUGUGAUGAAAUCCGCUCAGGCUGCCAUGGAGAAGAAGAGUCCAAAGACAAUAGCCUUCUCCAAACUCUGAACCUCACUGAGGCACAGUUCAGAUAUAACACAAUUGUGGCCUUUCUGUGGGAAGGGGAUCCAGUCUGUUCUACUCUGAGCUUUUAACACCCCCGUUUUGUACAUCUGUAAAUGACUUCAUGAAUGUUUUACCUUAUUAAAAAGAAACUCAUUUGAAAGUUA